CGGCGAGCCUCGAACCAGAGUAAAAGUGAAGCAGAGACGGCGGUGCGAUGGUGGAGAACGAAGGGGACGAAGGAGGUGAGCUUGCACAGCUUUGUGGUUCCCACAUAAAGAAGAGAGCUCUCAGGAACAAAGCUCUUUCAGUGUCUUUCAAUGAGAAAGACUUGCGUGACUAUGUAACUGGAUUUCAUAAGAGGAAGAAGAAGAGGAGAAAGGAAGCAGAGAAGCAGCAAGAGGAAGCGCAUCAAAUUACGCAAAAAGGUUUUAAAAAAAAAAAGGAAGAAAAAGAGCUGGUGCUAUAUGGUGGUGUUCUACCAGCUGAUUGGCCGGUUGACAAGCAGAAUGAUGAUCAUGAGGAUGAGGACGAGGAAGAGAAGUCAUUUGCCCCAAUUUCUGAGAUGACGACGUAUGACAGUGGUAACAUUAAAGUCACGGUGACAACUAGUGAGGUAUCUCGUGAUGAAAAAAUAUAUCCCAUUGACAAGCCACAGACAACAACAAGCCAAUUGGUUUCAAAGGAUAAGAAGCACAAUCUGCCAAUUACCAAGAAGAAGCCAUUAAAUAAAGUUGCAAAACAGAAGUCAAGGCUGAAGCCCCGAAGUAAACGAGAGAAAAAGAAGGGAAGAAGAAAGAAAUAGUGUGGUUGGAUACAUAUAUGGAUCCGGAUCCGGUCCCAGAGGUGGAGGUGGAGCCAGGAUCUGAAAAUGGUGACUUGUAUGUUUCUGCAACUUCGGCUUGGGCCUUGGUUCUGGUUGAUGCUUUCUUCCGUCGGCCGUGUCUAGGAAUGUCUGGCACGGUGGGCUCGCCUCGUCGGGUGCGGUGUUUUUGAUCGGAACAGCGUCUUGGCUUGGUGGUUGGAGACGGAGACUGCAGGGAGUCCACUGGAGCAGCGGCAUUUCCAGUUGAACUUGAGGAUUGGCGUGAUUUCACAGAAACCUCCUUCUCUUUCACCUUCACCUUCACAUGAUCUCCAGGGGCAGGAAGACACAAAGGGGCAGAUGAAGAAAACGAUGGUGGCGUUUUAAAUUCAUUCAUCUGCAUGCCCAUCCAAAAAUUAGUCACCAAUUCCAAUUCCAAUUCCAAUUCCAAUUACACAACUCUCUCUCUCUCUUACCAACAAAAAUCUUACCCAGCUUGGAGAAUUGAUUGAAGGACCGUCCCAACCAAUAUGGGCAACAUGCUUUACAUCCGUCGGAAGCCCAAUUUGCAUCUCCGCCUGUUUCUCAUUUUCUGUAAAAGCCAACAAUCUCAAGUAUUGGCAUUCUGCUUUCUAAUUUGCUAACAUCCCAUCCUACAUAACACUCUUAUUGACAAAACAAAAAAUAAAUUAGAUAUAUAAAACAAAAAUUAUAUUGUCAA
Molecule: messenger RNA, 1356 nt
Organism: Momordica charantia (bitter melon)
Lineage: Eukaryota; Viridiplantae; Streptophyta; Magnoliopsida; Cucurbitales; Cucurbitaceae
Cellular component (GO): nucleolus
Molecular function (GO): rRNA binding
Source: RefSeq, a predicted model, not a curated record